AUGUACGGCUAUUUUCUAUGUUACUGCAUACUAUCAAAAGUUUUAACCCUUGAGAGUAACACUAUGGAUCUCGCAGUAUUUGCUCACGUGAGUUCCGUUAUCUGGAGACAUGAUGAAGGCAUGAUAAAAAUUAAUGCUGAUGUAGCGGUAUCAAAGGUAACGAGCACUAUUGGAACAGGAGCAAUUGCUCGGGAUGCGAAUGGCUCCAUUUUGGGAAUCCUUAUUAAGUCAUAUGAAGGUCUCACCUCUCCACAGCUUGCGGAGGCUAUGGUAGUUAGAAAUAGUAUGAAUUUGAGUGUUGCUUUGAAUGUAGGACGUGUUCUCAUUGAAUCGGAUGCGGAGUCGAUCGUCCGAAGCUGUUCCAUGUCGAAAGAUCCACCCUUUGAUAUCGCAGUUUUUGUACAAGAUUGUUUAACAUUGAAGGAUUCGUUUCAGUUGUGUGAAUUUAGUUUUGUCAAAUGUGAUUGUAAUAGGGCUGCACAUGCUUAUGCAAAGAAAGCCAUUUCUUGUAGUUUGUCUGAUCUGUAG
This is a messenger RNA of Rhododendron vialii, 528 nucleotides long. RefSeq lists its product as uncharacterized. Gene Ontology annotation, molecular function: RNA-DNA hybrid ribonuclease activity; nucleic acid binding. The record is from RefSeq and is a predicted model, not a curated record. NCBI's taxonomy places the organism in Eukaryota, Viridiplantae, Streptophyta, Magnoliopsida, Ericales, Ericaceae. The transcript is spliced from 3 exons. Bases 1 to 528 code for a protein of 175 amino acids.